AUGACUUCAAAAUAUUCUAUUGCAUUAGAAAUGAAUGAUCCUAAUUUGCCAGAUUCUACAUGGCGGAAAAGUAAUCCACAAUCAAACAAGAAUAAUAACAACAUUAAUAAUAUUCGAAAGGUAGAAGAGGAAGGAAAGGAGGAGAGGGGAGACCUAGAAUCAAAUAAUAACGGUUACAGCAUUAGUGGUAAUAAUAUCAAAAGUAAUGGUCAUAAUAAUGUAGUAUUGGAAAAAAAUCUAGAUUUAGAUGCUGAGACAAAGAGAAGAUUGGCAAAACCUUAUCCACUUGCUCAUAAUUGGACUUUUUUUCUUGAUAGGGAAGACCCGAAUAAUGUAAAUGGCGGAGCAUGGUAUUUUCGUGUGAAUAAAACCGAUUCAGCAAGGGUUUGGAGAGAAUUAUUAAUGUUAUUGAUCGGUGAACAAUUUGAAGAUCAUCUUCUCGAAGAUGAUGAUAUCUUUGGUUUAACUGUUUCGUCCAGGGCAACAUCUGACAUCUUCAAUAUUUGGAAUAAGAAUGCUGAUGCAAGUCAACAUUCAACAGUCUUGGAAAAACUGAAAACUUCUUUAUUACCAACGGAAUUACAAAUGCCAUACUAUAAAGCUCACUCAGAACACGCGGCAUUUAAAAAAACAGAACCUAGAUUUAAUCGGCAAAGAUAG
This is a messenger RNA of Entrophospora candida, 660 nucleotides long. NCBI's taxonomy places the organism in Eukaryota, Fungi, Glomeromycota, Glomeromycetes, Entrophosporales, Entrophosporaceae. The record is from the annotation of a GenBank genome assembly.